CCAUGGCAACGGCACAGAGGGGCGUGGCUUAAUAAUGCCACUAGCAGCCCAGCGAGAAAGGGCUGAUCUUCUUUAGGUCUACAUUAGUUAAUGUGGUUUUCAGCUUAAAGCGCACUGAUUUUUAAACUGAUUGAGUGACAUUCUAGAAAUUAAAUGUAAUCUAGGAAAUAAAAAAGUGCAUUAACAGAUUGCCAAUGUCCAUAGAAAGAAGGCUCCAGCAUUCGCACUAAGGAAUGUGGAUGGAACCAGAUGUCCAGAUUGGUCCUGCUGCUGUUUAGAGACGGUGGAGAGGAAUGGCCCUGAAGGCGUCCCCCUUUCCCAACAGGCUUGUUGCGGGCGUCCAUGCAGUUGGGUGGGCAUUAGUCGUGCCUUGUUUCUGGAGCCUUAACCACAUCAUUGCUGUGUGCAAGUCCACCACCCAGGAGCAAGCCCAGAGGGCGGAGCAGGAAUGCUACCUUCACCCCCUCAAAGUCUUUUUUGGCUUCAUUUUCUUUAUGGCUCUUUUUGUCAUCACAGCCCCUGUAGCAUUAUUUGGUUUUUUGCUCUGGGCGCCCCUUCAGGCCUGUCGACGGCCGUUUUACUACCACAGAGAAGCCCCGUCUUCACCAGAGAAGGAGAUGCACAAAGGCUUUGAGCUGGAGAGCAGGGCUUCGUUCGGUUUUGCCACAGCAAACUUGUGUCUUCUGCCAGAGGGUCUGGCUCGUUUCAACAACCUGGGAAACACUCAUCGAAGAGCUUCCGCCAUCGGUCAGCGCAUUGUGCAGGGUGUGUGCCGGCCCCAUAUCAAGAUCUACGUGGACUCGCCCAGUAGCUGUGGCACGCUCAGCCCCUCAAACAGCAGCCUCCCUGCACCCAACUCCAAAAGAGAGGGUUCUGCGGGUAGGCAGGCACAGCCACAGGCCAGUCGCCAUGGUGACUCAACAGACAGACCCAUCCGCGUGGUCCCUGAGGGCUGUGACGAAACGGAAGUCCUUCUGAGUGAAACGCCCAAUUCCAAUCAGAACUCGAACCAGCAGGACAAGUCCCGCCGCCGGAGUGCCCCCCGUGCUUUCCUCUCACAGGGUCUGGGACACAAAGACGACGUCCCAUGGGAGGUCUCGUCGUUGUUUCCGGCCAACGUCGAUAUUUUGUGCUUGGAGGAAGUGUUUGAUAAGAGGGCUGCGAAGAAGCUCACCAAAAUCCUGAAACCCGUUUUUGGACACAUACUGUAUGACAUUGGGGUGUAUGCCUGCCAACCCCCAUGUAUGUGCACAUCUUUUAAGUUCUUCAACAGUGGCCUGUUCCUUGCAAGCAGGUUCCCCAUACUUAGGGCUGAGUAUCACUGGUUCCCCAACAGCAGAGGAGAAGAUGCACUGGCUGCCAAGGGCCUCCUCUCUGCUAAGGUACUAAUUGGGCAGAACCAGAAGCAGAAUAAGGUGGUCGGAUACUUUAACUGCACACAUCUUCAUGCUCCAGAAGGUGAAGGGGAGAUUCGCUGUCUGCAGUUGGAUAUGGUCACCAAGUGGAUUAGAGAUUUUCAGCAAGAAAACAAGCAGCCAGACGAGGAGGUUGUUUUUGAUGUUCUAUGCGGCGAUUUCAACUUUGACAACUGUUCGCCUGACGACCAUCUGGAACAGAAUCACUCUCUGUUUGAGGAGUACAGAGACCCCUGCAGAGCCGGACCUGGAAAAGAAAAACCCUGGGUUAUUGGUACUCUACUGGGGCAGCCCACCUUGUAUGAUGAGGAUGUGAACACCCCGGAAAAUCUGCAAAGAACUCUGGAAAUAGAUGAGCAGAGGAAGCAGUAUAUUUCUCCUCCUGUUCCUGCUGCGGGUUCUCCGCUGGUCUAUCCAGAGACAGGUCAGCCGUGGGUCGGCCGCCGGCUGGACUACAUUCUUUACCGUGAACGCUCCAUUUCAAAGCACUGCCGAACAGAAGUUGAGGAGGUAACUUUUAUAACGCAUCUGGCUGGACUAACGGACCAUAUUCCUGUGGGCUUGAGACUAAAUGUUAAAAUGGACUCUGACUGUGUUGAAGAAUGAUAUGACAAUCAAACAAUGUUUACAGCAUGUUCUAAUCUAAAAAUUUCUCAGGUGUGAAAUGUUUUUCCCAUACUCGUAAAUGUUGUAUGUUUGGUGAUUGAACUUUUCUAUGGAUGAUUUAAGGCACCUUUUACCCUAACUAAGAAAAAGCGGGUACAAAAACAGUUUAAACUUCUUGUUUUAUAACAAAAAAGUUAAGACAUGUGUUUAACAUAUUGUCAAAGCUAAUUUUAAUGAUUUACUAUAUUUAUAUAUUUUUAGGAUUUCAUGCAUAUAAUUUUCCUAUGGAAAUAAAAAAUGAAAACAAACUUCUCUUAAUCUUCCACUAAGUGUUGAGUUAUUUUGUUUUGGUCCUUGGAAACAUCAGCAAAAAAAUACAAAAAACAUACCAAAGAAAGGAUAAAAGACUUAAUAAAAUAACUGAAAACAUA
Messenger RNA from Oryzias melastigma (Indian medaka), 2452 nucleotides. RefSeq names its product sphingomyelin phosphodiesterase 5 (gene smpd5). Gene Ontology annotation, cellular component: cytoplasm; extracellular region. Bases 294 to 2021 code for a protein of 575 amino acids. The transcript is spliced from 8 exons. Gene Ontology annotation, biological process: sphingomyelin metabolic process. Lineage: Eukaryota; Metazoa; Chordata; Actinopteri; Beloniformes; Adrianichthyidae. Gene Ontology annotation, molecular function: sphingomyelin phosphodiesterase activity. The record is from RefSeq and is a predicted model, not a curated record.